AUGAGGCUUCAUUUGUUCUUUUUCGCCAUUUUGACUCUGCUCAUAGUGGAGAUCCAUGCUGUAGACUCGGACACGACUGUCUUUCCUUCUUGCGCUAUCACUUGUGACCAUCAGUUAUUCACUGGUUGCUCAUUGAACAACAAUACAUCAUGCUUCUGUGCUAGUGGCUCUCGUCCCACGGCCCUAUUAAAUUGUGCUGAAAUGAACUGCACGACAAAGGAAUUCUUCACGACAAAACGUCUUUAUGAACAAGAAUGUGAUAUAACACCGCUCAAAGGCCCUCCAGUGGUCGAUGCCUCAACUUUAAUCCCUCUUAUUCUUGCAUCGUUUUUCUUCAUUAUGAGAGUGGUCGCCAAAGGUAGCGGCCUUGGUGGUGGAUGGGGAUUGGAUGAUUAUACAAUAGUCGUCUCAUAUGUCAUGGGAGUCGCCAUAUAUGUUCUGAAUAUUUACAUGAUCCGAAGUGGCUUCGGACAAAAUAUCUGGGACGUCCCUUUUCCCACAAUCACCAGGUUCUACCAGUAUUUUCAAGCUCUUGCCGUGAUGUAUAAGAUUCAAAUCUCGCUAGCAAAGAUCUCCGUGUGUCUCUUCCUACUCCGCAUCUUCAAAUCGCGGACAUUCCGUUAUUUAGCAUACACGCUCAUCGGUGUCAACGCCGCGAUUGGUAUCACUUGGGCCUUGGUGGAUGCUUUCCGCUGCUUACCGACCCACCUAACAUGGACAGGCUGGAAGAACGAGGAAACCGGACAGUGCAUCGAUUUCAUCUCCUCAAUCCUCGUCAACUGUCUGGUGAACAUCAUUGUUGACUUUAUAUUGAUCGUCAUGCCGGUGUACGAGGUGGUCAAGCUGCAGUUGCCUCUGCGAAAAAAAUUCUCUGUAGCAUUGAUGUUUAUUGUGGGCUCUGUCCUAACAAUCAUCGCGAUCAUCCGAGUCAUUGUCUUCUGGACCAAUCGAUGGGGUGCUAAUCAGACUCUCGGCCUAUACCCUCUCAUUCACUGGACUGUCAUCGAAUCCCAAAUCUCUGUUAUGUGCGCUUGUCUACCUGCGUUUAGAGCUAUCGUUGGUCGGUGGUUCCCCCGUUUCCUUGGGGGAACGUCGUAUCAAACGAACCCAGCCACAGCUGAUUACUAUAACAACAAGUCUACGCCAGGAAGCAAGAUCAACAAGUCUGUUACCUAUUCAGUGAAUUAUGAAUCACGUUCGGGAAGGAAUAGUGAUGUGGAAUUGCUAGAUAUAGAUCCGAAUCAGGGGAAAUGA
This is a messenger RNA of Penicillium vulpinum, 1254 nucleotides long. RefSeq names its product CFEM domain-containing protein. The record is from RefSeq and is a predicted model, not a curated record. Lineage: Eukaryota; Fungi; Ascomycota; Eurotiomycetes; Eurotiales; Aspergillaceae. Bases 1 to 1254 code for a protein of 417 amino acids. The transcript is spliced from 7 exons.